AUGACAAAGUUUAUCCUUGUAACUGGCGGCGUCAUUUCUGGCGUUGGGAAGGGCAUAAUUGCCUCGUCUACUGGGUUCCUUUUGCGGACGCUCGGUUUUAAUGUCACGGCCAUUAAGAUCGAUCCCUAUUUAAAUAUCGAUGCGGGAACGAUUAGCCCCCUUGACCAUGGCGAAGUGUUUGUUCUCGAUGAUGGCGGCGAAGUUGAUAUGGACCUGGGAAAUUAUGAACGCUUUCUUGACGUCACUUUAACCAAAGACCACAACCUGACAACGGGGAAAAUAUACUCGCAAGUCAUUGAGCGCGAAAGAAAGGGUGAUUAUUUGGGGAAAACCGUUCAAGUUGUGCCUCAUUUGACCAAUGCCAUUCAAAACUGGGUUGAGCGGGUCUCAACUAUCAUCGUGUCGAAGCGGUUUACCUCCUCGCCGCCAGAUAUCUGUAUCGUCGAGCUUGGGGGCACAGUAGGUGAUAUCGAGUCGGCACCAUUCAUCGAAGCAAUGCGCCAGUUUCAAUUCCGCGUGGGGCAUGAAAACUUUUGCUGCUUCCACGUCUCGCUGGUGCCGGUGGUUGGGUCUGUGGGUGAGCAGAAAACAAAACCCACUCAAGCAUCGGUGAGAGACCUGCGAGGAUUGGGAAUUUCGCCGGAUUUCAUCAUAUGCCGCUCGACACACCCUCUCGAGUCUGCCAUAAACGAAAAGAUCUCCAUGUUUUGCCACGUCCCUCCAGAGCAAGUGCUUGCUGUCCAGGACUGCCCCUCGCUUUAUCAUGUCCCGUUAAAUUUACACUCGCAAAAUAUCACCAAAAUGCUCUGUGAUCGCUUGAAGAUUUCCCCGCCUCUUCUAGCAGGCAAUACUCUCUUUGAUGAGUGGAAGGUUAUCGCCAAUUGCAUCGACAAUCCCAAAUCACAUUGCCGAAUUGCGCUUGUGGGAAAAUAUACGAAUUUGUCUGAUUCGUACAUCUCUGUAAUAAAGUCGAUGCAGCAUGCCUCAUUGUUCCUGGGGCAUGCCCUGGAUCUUGUGAUGGUGGAGGCCUCAAACUUGACCAAAGAAGAUGCCGCCAGUUCGAUUGCGUAUGAUCUUUCGUGGAAAAAUAUCAAAUCUGCAAAUGGCAUCCUUGUUCCAGGCGGCUUUGGCAGCAGAGGUACCGAAGGCAUGCUGCUGGCGGCACAAUAUGCUCGCGAAAACAAGGUGCCAUUUUUUGGAAUUUGCCUGGGCUUUCAAAUCGCCACUAUCGAGGCUGCUCGCAACUUGGGUGGACUGACCCAUGCCAAUUCUUCAGAGAUUGACCCAUCUACGCCAGAUCCAGUGAUCAAGUUUAUGCCAGAGAUUUCACAAACGCAUCUGGGAGGCACCAUGCGGCUGGGUGCACGUGCCUUCAAGUUUGUUGAUGACAAGAGUCAGGCAUUCCGUCUGUAUGGCGGCUUGGAAUUUACCCACUUGGACCGCCAUCGACAUCGCUACGAGGUCAACCCGGAGUAUGUGGACUUUCUGGAGCAGCGCUGCAACAUCAACUUUGUGGCGCGUGAUGCCGAGACCGGCAUCAGGAUGGAGAUCCUAGAAAUUGACGAUCAUCACCAUCCCUACUAUGUUGCCUGCCAAUUUCACCCGGAAUUUAUGAGCCGGCCACUAGGCCCGUCGCCCCUCAUUGUGGGCUUUAUCAGGGCUGCCUCUAUCAACAUCAUUGCCUCGUAA
This is a messenger RNA of Mitosporidium daphniae, 1689 nucleotides long. RefSeq names its product CTP synthase. Gene Ontology annotation, molecular function: identical protein binding; CTP synthase activity. Gene Ontology annotation, biological process: CTP biosynthetic process; pyrimidine nucleobase biosynthetic process. The transcript has a single exon. Gene Ontology annotation, cellular component: cytoplasm; cytoophidium. Bases 1 to 1689 code for a protein of 562 amino acids. The record is from RefSeq and is a predicted model, not a curated record. NCBI's taxonomy places the organism in Eukaryota, Fungi, Microsporidia.